GUGUGUCCGAGCGCGCGAGGCCGGGAGAGCGCGGCCCUGCGGGCUCCUCCCCGAGCUUGCAUCACCAGUGCCCCCCUUCCCUCCCCGCUUUGGCCCCUCCUCCAUCCCUCUCCCUGCCCAGCCUAGUUCGGCUGGUUCUCGGGGGAAGCUAUUAAUAGCAUUACGUCAGCCUGGGACUGGUAACCCGGAGUAAACGGGCACACCGCCAGCUGGAGGGCUAUAAAAGGGGUGAUGCAACGGUCGCCGAGCCACAGUCGCACGCAGGGAGGCGCGCAGUGCACAGCGCUCUCCCGGCGCCGCCGCCCGAACCCGAGCCGACCCGCCAGCCCGCGCGCCGGCCGUGAGUCCUCGGGGCUCGCCCGCCCGCCCCGCAGACAGACAGCCAGACCCCGCCCCGACCCUGCCCGCCCUCUGGACCCUGGCCGCCCCGAGUGGAGACCGGAGGUGAGCGCUGGAGCCGACAAAAUGAUGCUUCAACACCCAGGCCAGGUCUCUGCCUCGGAAGUCAGUGCCUCUGCCAUCGUCCCCUGCCUGUCCCCUCCUGGGUCACUGGUGUUUGAGGAUUUUGCUAACCUGACACCCUUUGUCAAGGAAGAGCUGAGGUUCGCCAUCCAGAACAAGCACCUCUGUCACCGGAUGUCCUCUGCACUGGAGUCGGUCACUGUCAGCGGCAGACCCCUGGAGAUGGCAGUCACGAAAACUGAGGUAGCCCCGGAAGAAGACGAAAGGAAAAAGAGGCGGCGGGAAAGAAAUAAGAUUGCAGCUGCCAAGUGCCGCAACAAGAAGAAGGAGAAGACAGAGUGCCUGCAGAAGGAGUCGGAGAAGCUGGAGAGCGUGAAUGCCGAACUGAAGGCCCAGAUCGAGGAGCUCAAGAAUGAGAAGCAGCAUUUGAUAUACAUGCUCAACCUUCAUCGGCCCACGUGUAUUGUCCGGGCUCAGAAUGGGCGGACUCCAGAAGAUGAGAGAAACCUUUUUAUCCAACAGAUUAAAGAAGGAACAUUGCAAAGCUAAGCAGUUGUGGUAUGGGGGCAAUUGGGGAGUCCUCAUUGAAACCUUCUACAUCCCAAACCCUGAAGCCAUUGGAGAUCUGACUUCCUGUGCACCUCUCGCAUCCCAGCAGUGAAGCACCAUCGAGGCAGAAGAGCCCUUGGUGACUCAGCUGGGCCUUUCCUCUCUGCACCAGAGUGGACUUUGGACCGGGGCAAGGGCAUCUUUUGUCUUAACUCCAGGAUUUAGGCCUUAACCAUCCUGGCUAUUCUUGGAUGCUGCAGAUGGCCCCUGGUUAGGGUCCUGCUCAUCUUUUGCCUGGAUUCUACAAAAACAAACAAACAAACAAAUAAAGCCAGGACUCUCACCAUAGGACUCAUGCUGAAGAAGUGUCUGCACAUUGGGUGGGUGGAGUGGGGCCACCUCCUGAGCUGCCACUGCCACUGCCACCAUCACAUAUAGGGACACAGAGUGAGAACGGCAUUUAGCGAAGUUGUACAAUGGCCAGGGUUGUGCUUUCUAGCAAACAUGCUGUUAUGUACAGGAAUUACUGUGUGCAAGGCAUUUGUUUCAAAGCUAGGCAUUGUGUUCUUCUGAUGUUUGUUUUGCACAACACUGGUGUGAUUUUCCUCAGAUCUGGUUUCUGAGGGUUUGGUGGGGGAGGCGGCUACCACCAUAUGCAGUGUCUUACAAAAUGCUGAGGUGGCCGCAAGAGCUCAUCAGCCCCGGGAGAACAGAAUUCUGCUGGCGAGCAGCGUAGUUUUGUGCCAACAGAGAAAGCUGCCUUUCCCUCGGCGCCCAGGCAUUAACGCAGAAUUUGUGGGCAUGACUGUAGGCCCUCUGUUGCAAACUCAGUUACAAUGUCACAGGAAGAAAGCAGAAAGAAAGUCCAACUUCCAAAGGGUUAGGACUCUCCCCUCGGUGACUUAGGUCAGGAGUUCUUUCUAGGCCAGAAGAGCCAAAGAAUAUUCCAUUUUCCUUUUCUUGCAGUUGAAAACCACAUCCAGUGGAGACAAGUUUGAAGCCAGGUGAUGCCUGGGUUUUAGCAUUAUUGGGUGUUAGUGGCAUUGUUUGUCAUGCAGAUGUUGGCAGAAAUCUGGCCCAGAGCAUUUAUAACUGUGAGAGGUCAUUCACACUGGCCACAGGACUCUGGCUACUGUCUGUUUAAAUUCUGAUGUUUCUGUGAAAUCCUCAGAGUGUUCAAUCCUACUCGGUAGUAUCAUUACAAUUUUUAUGUAAGAGGAAAUAUUACUUAUUUAUCCUAGUAUUCCUAACCUGUCGAUAUAAUAAAUAUUGGAACCAAGACAUGGUAAACUUAA
Messenger RNA from Panthera uncia (snow leopard), 2306 nucleotides. RefSeq names its product activating transcription factor 3 (gene ATF3). The transcript has 4 exons. Gene Ontology annotation, molecular function: RNA polymerase II cis-regulatory region sequence-specific DNA binding; DNA-binding transcription factor activity, RNA polymerase II-specific. The record is from RefSeq and is a predicted model, not a curated record. Bases 232 to 1011 code for a protein of 259 amino acids. Gene Ontology annotation, cellular component: nucleus. Lineage: Eukaryota; Metazoa; Chordata; Mammalia; Carnivora; Felidae. Gene Ontology annotation, biological process: regulation of transcription by RNA polymerase II.